Molecule: messenger RNA, 729 nt
Organism: Cetraspora pellucida
Lineage: Eukaryota; Fungi; Glomeromycota; Glomeromycetes; Diversisporales; Gigasporaceae
Source: the annotation of a GenBank genome assembly
AUGACCAGAAAAAAUCGUAGUCCCAAAGAAUUUUUUUUAAUGUUACUAAAUCAGCAUCUUAAAUUUCUUGGUAGGGUAAAGAAAACAAUCCCGGAAAACCAUCAUUUUCUAAUCGACAAACAAGAGAACAAAACCAACCAAAAAAUUGCACUAGUAAACAACGUAUUUACUUUAGAUUAUGAUAAAGCCAUUAAAGAAUUUAAAAACGAACAAAAAUCUUUUAAUCAGCAAAUCGAUAGGAAAUUGAAAAAAAAGAUCGAAAUGAAAGACGAUAAAAUCAAAGAGCUGAAGUGGAAAAAUAGAAUUUUAAAUAACGAGAUCAACACUCAAAAUGAAACUAUUAAUGACAAAGACGAUCAUAUUGAUGCUUUAGAAAAACAAAUAAGCAGCUUGCGCAUCAAAUAUGAUGAGAGUGUAGACAAUAAUUUAAUCUUGAGUAAUAACUUAGAAUCAGAACGUACUCAAACUGAGAAAUUAAGAAAAGAAAAUGAGGUUCAGAAAGACUAUAUCGAAAUUAAAGAAAGCGAUUUAAAGAAACUUGUCGAUGAAAGACAUGAUCUUGAAAAAAAAAAUAAUGAGUUGACAUUGUUCAUUGAAAGCUGUUGUAAUGAAGAAGACGAAAACGAUGAUAACGAUGAAAAAGAGGAUGAAGAGGAAAGACAAUGGAGGCAAAGUCAAAUGGUUUAUUUUAAUCAAAUGGAGGAUGAAGAAAUACUUAUUAAUGAAGAG